Rhizophagus irregularis DAOM 181602=DAOM 197198 is the source of this 1598-nucleotide messenger RNA. The record is from RefSeq and is a predicted model, not a curated record. NCBI's taxonomy places the organism in Eukaryota, Fungi, Glomeromycota, Glomeromycetes, Glomerales, Glomeraceae.
ACGCUUGACACUUCAGAAACAGAUUUUAACUCGUUUAUGAUCGAUGAGCUAUUGCUUUCAAGAAUUGUGUCAAUAGCUCGUUCUCGCAUAGAUUAUGAGAAAAUAGUGUCUUAUUUUAGCGAAAAAGAAGUGAAGUUAGAGCCUGUCAGACCCAGUGAUAUACUACGUCAAAUAGAAACUGCUAAGUGUAUGUCACCUGAAGUGGAUUUUGAUAAAUCACUCGACAAGUCAUUAGAUUUUCUUGAUGCAAAUACUCCUUUAUCGUUAUCCACGAUAAUACCUACUUUCAAAAUUAGCAUAAAGUCGUUGCUGGCAAGAUUUCCUAGAGCAAAUGAUUUGUGUUUGAACAUAUUUAGCGACGUUUUUGUACGUCUUGCUGGCACACGAUUAACGAAAAUGACGAAUCCGGAAGUAAUUUUAACUACUUGCCUACAAUCCAGAUAUAUACCAAAGAUGGUUGAAAACUUUUUACACACCAAUAUUACAUACGAUCAAUCAUCAGGCAUCUUAACUUUUAGAUACAAAUACAAAAACAAAAAAAAUUUCGUGACAACAUUCCUUGAGGAUUUUGAAGAGAUCGUUAUGAUGACACAAGCAGCCUCCGAGUGUAAACGUAUAUUGUGUGACAAGAAAAAAGAUGAUAUUAAUAUAAUUAAUUUUGAUUUUGACACACUUAAAUUACAGUAUGACCCGUAUGGCGUCGAUAUAAGUUGGUGUAAUGACGAAUACGCUCUGACUUUAUAUAUGUAUGGACUUGGUACCGAACUUCAUACGAAAGAAGACUUUUCUAACCCACACAAGGACAAGUUACAUGCAUUCUUAAAAGAAGAAUUAAAUUCUGCAUAUAUAUAUAACUUCGAUAGAUUUAUCGAAAGUUUGAGAAUUAUUCCUACCGUAAUUCGUUUCCUCGUUAGUCUUUCAAUGAAGGAUGAUCAUGCUUGUGAACUACAAGUAAUUCCCAAAGGCGCGACUAAGUUUCACCUUAUCUGGAGCUACAGCAUCCCACCAGCCGGACAAAAAGGACAAAAAACUUGGUGCGGAACGGAUAUCAGUUUCGUAAAAACUGAAGAUGAGACCUAUUUCUUCGCGUCCGAUCUCGCGAACUUAGAAUACCGAGAUCUUAAACAACCCGAGAAAAUGCCUAUCUGGCAAGCAUUUGAGCAAGAGCUCGUAAAUAAGAAGGAAAUAGCGCUCAACAAGGUACAAAUGUUUGCGUCGGGUUUUACAAGCCCCCGCGUCAACUUUGAAAAAAUAAUGGAGUGGAUUGACGAAUAUGUUCGGAAACGAGCCAAUGGAGUACGCUCUUAGAGACUUGACUAAUAAUAUACCUAGACUAGUCGGAAUUAAUUUCAGACGUUCCUGAAAAAAAGAUACAGGAAAUUUUCAAUAUUCUUAAACAGUCAUUUAAUUAUUUGAUGUACAUGGAUUCUCGUGCUUCGAGAAUGAAUCCGUAUCAGGCAUGGCAUACUGAUUAUGUUAGAGGAAUAAAUGUUAAUUACAUUAAAUUUUUGUAUAUAUUUGUGCUAGACUUCCCUACAUGUAAAUAUUAAUAAUAAUUUAUAUUAUAAUAGUGAUAAUAAUAAUAAUUAUUAAUUAAA